GCCGGCUGUGUGUGGUGUGCGGUGUUUGCGAGGAUUCUCAGAGUCAAUUCGCCAAGGAACCUCGGCAACGGCGGCGGGCGCCGGGUGGCAGAAGCGGGUUUCGGAUACCCUAAACCCCGCGGCGUCCCACUGUGGUUCGGGGGGCUGAAUGGGAAAUACUUGUUGCACUUGCUUUGCUGCGCUUCGCGGCUGUUGCAUUUUUUACAAAGGAAGCCAAGACCCUCCACCAGCAAAAAGAUUACAACGGGCUUUAUUGCAUUGCAUACACGUUUUACUGCUGUGGUCUGGAACCAAACCCGUAAUAUCUCCAAGCCGAGAAGGCCCAGUCCCACAGCGUUAAGGGAUCUGCCCAAGGUGCCUCACCUCGUGAGAGUUAGAGCCCAGGCCCCAGACUAUCAGCCUGCCACCAGGUGUAAAGGAGUGCCUGGUCAGAAUGGCUGCGAGAUGGUUUUACCUGACUGUCCUGGCGCUGUCGGCCCUGGGCUUGAUGUGCGUCCUGUUUACCGUCUACUGGAUGCAGAGCUGGCACGGUGGCUUUGCCUGGGACGGCACCAUAUUCACGUUCAACUGCCACCCGGUGCUCAUGGUGGCCGGCAUGGUGGUGCUCUACAGCGCUGCGUCCCUGGUGUACCGCCUGCCCCAGUCUUGGGUGGGCCCCAAGCUGCCCUGGAAAAUCGCCCACGCGUCCCUGCAUCUGAUGGCCUUCAUCCUGACCGUGCUGGGGUUGGUGGCCGUCUUUAAGUAUCAUAACACUCGCAAAAUCACCAACCUCUACUCGCUGCACAGCUGGUUGGGCAUCACCGCCGUGUUCCUCUUCGCCUGCCAGUGGUUCCUGGGCUUCGCCGUCUUCCUGCUGCCCUGGGCGUCCUUGUGGCUGCGCAGCCUCCUAAAACCUGUCCACGUCUUCUUCGGCGCCUCCAUCCUCUCACUGGCCAUUGCAUCUGUCAUCUCUGGCAUCAAUGAAAAGCUCUUCUUCAGCUUGAAGAACGCCACGAAGCCGUACUCCAGCCUGCCCGGCGAGGCUGUGUUCGCCAACAGCACCGGGCUGCUGGUGGUGAUCUUCGGGCUGCUGGUGCUCUACAUCCUCCAGGCUUCAUCUUGGAAACGCCCGGAGGUGGGCGUGACAACCGAAGGACAGCCCCUGUUGCAUGAAAGGGAGUGAAGCAGGAAGGGGCUCCCGGGAGCAGUCAGGGGUGCAGUCGGACUCCCCUCAGAAGCUCUGCUGUGCCUGGGCUCCCCUCUGGUCUUGUCAACAGACUUGCUUUGGGGCCCUGGGCCCCGACCUCUCCCUCCCUCCGUGUUGGGCCUGCUCUCUCCACCAACUCACUGUCCACGGCUUUUCUCGGGGGCUUUGGCUCCUGCACCCCUUCUCGGCGUUGGCUCCUGAAGUCCUCCACUUACACGGGCCCUUCUUGCCCUGGCUGCUCCCACCACUCCCGCUGUCUGGCUGAAGUCAAGCUGCUUUCCCCUGUAGGCCCCUGGGGAUGUGGCAGGGAAUCCCCGUGGCUCAGAGGAGCCGGACUCAAGUGCAAUCUGUGAAGUGGAAAGCGAGGGAGGUGACGCACCCCUCAGCUUCCUCGAGUGCGUGCAUCUCAUUUAGGCACCCAUGGGGGGCGGGGGUUGGGCUUCCUCAGCACUGUCACCUCCACCUGGCCCUCCCGGACUGAAGUGAGGCUGGGCGGGAAUGUCAGGUGACGGAAGGGGAAGGCAGAGCAGCUUCUGCAGAGGAGAAGCCAAGGCGCUGACUGCUCUUCUCCCGUCCCUGCCUUCUGUGUUUGAGCCGUGUAUCUCCACGCUUUCUAGCUGAGGCUGCAGCUGGGGCCUGGGUGCUGGCCUGUCCUUGUGGCUUACGUGCCUGUCUCCGUCAGGCAGCCCAGGGAGCCCCGGUAACCUGCUGUCCCCAGCAGCUGUCCCCACAGGGAUGGGUAGCAGGGUGCCCCAGACUCCCAUUACCCCCCCUUCCGAAUGAGGGUUCCCUGGGCAGGUUCAACCUUGCUCCCUUGGCAGGGCCCUCGCUAAGUUUCACACUCCAGCCCGCCAUGACACACGCCAGGGUGUGGCGCUUUGUACGCAGCGCAGCCUAGGAGCCGUGGCUGCCUUCAGAGGUGUUUUUCUGCUGAGCACCCGAGUGCCUCACCUGCCCCCCACCGUGGCUACUUGCAGGGCCAAACCCCAUCCCGGGCGCCACACUCGAGUGUGAGCUGCAGCUCUUUCCCGGGCGGAAGACGAGGAGUCUGGCUCCUCUCCUAUGUGUGGGUGCUGCGGCUUUUCCUGCCCCUUCCCCCCAGAUGAGUCCUGCUGGGUCUCGGGUGCCACGCUGGUGUGGUUAGGUCCCAGGCACCAUGACACCUGUGCUCACUCUCUGGCCGGUGGCAGCCCCACGCACAACCCCACACAGCCAGGUAGGUGCCGGCAGGGUGGCUGUGACUGAACCUCUCCAGUGACUGCCAGGUACCUCGGUCACAUGGUAGGUCACGUGGGUGGGCGUUUCACUGGUUUAUGAAGCCUGAUUUUCAUUAAAUGUGUUUUUAAGAAUCA
Molecule: messenger RNA, 2538 nt
Organism: Phyllostomus hastatus (greater spear-nosed bat)
Lineage: Eukaryota; Metazoa; Chordata; Mammalia; Chiroptera; Phyllostomidae
Product: lysosomal membrane ascorbate-dependent ferrireductase CYB561A3
Exons: 8
Coding region: 434-1162 (242 amino acids)
Cellular component (GO): lysosomal membrane
Molecular function (GO): oxidoreductase activity
Source: RefSeq, a predicted model, not a curated record